AUGUCAACACAACCCCCCAAUCCGCAGUUGAUGAGCAGAUCGAACGUCGCCAUGGCGGUCGCUCAACCCAAGCAAAAGUCGGCACCCAAGCCAGCUUCCAAUUCAACUACCAAGAACAAGAUGCAGAUGCACCGGCGGUCUCGAACAGGCUGCUACACAUGCCGGCUACGGAGAAAGAAGUGCGAUGAGGGCUCUCCAAGCUGCACCGCCUGCAAACACCUCGGCCUGCGCUGUGAAUACAAGCGGCCCAUGUGGUGGAGCAACAAUGAGCAGCGCCGCCAGCAGAAGGACAACAUCAAGAUGAUCAUCAAGAGAAAGAAGCUUUCGGAGAAGCCCAGCUCCACCACCAACCAGGUCAUGGCCCCCGGCGGCGAAACCCCUCCCGGGCUCUCACACUCGCUGCCAACCUCGGCCACCUUUUCAGAUCCUCUGGACCGCAUGCGAUCCGCCUCAAUCGACUCGCAGCUCUCGCUCUUCGACUUCAAUGCGCCCCCGGGCAUUGCAGACUACACCGCAUACAACGCCCAGAUGCACUCCUCCCACUCGCAAUACGCUUCCAUGUAUCCUCAGGAGUUCUCUCCAUACGAGAUUGAUGUCAAGACGGAAAGGCAGAUGUUCAUCAACGAUAUCCCAACCCGCCGCGAAUCAACCAUAUCGACAUUCAGCACCUAUCACCAACCACCACCUCCCGAUGCGAUGCUCCCAUCGUACCCCGCGGAGAACGAGUGGGAUGCAGCUUGCGACGACCGGAAGGAGUCAUUGGCCGAGGAGGCCUUGAACAUCAAUAUGUUUGACUUUGCUCAUGGCCCAGCAGCAACCGUCCGCCAGGUGGCGAUCGAGCUGGACGAGGGCGACCAGAGACUGCUCGAUCACUUCAUCUCCGAUGUGCUCCCAACCGUCUUCCCGAUCCUCGAGACAAACCAGCACGGAUCCGUCCGCAGCGACUACGUGCUCCCCGCGCUCCAGAGCAACAAGUGCUACUUGCACUGCUGCCUCAGCAUCGCGGCGCAGCACUACAAGUCCAUGAUGAACGCCCAGGGCGAUCAAAUCGACAACGAUAUCAUGCGCCACCGCUAUGCGACAAUCUCGGAGUUAUGCGAAGCCCUCAAUCGGGACACAGACCACCAGGCGAUUCUCGAAGCCACGCUUGGCAUGAUUUUCUUCCAGUGCUCGGUAGGCAGAUUCGACGACUCGCUCCCGGAUAUCCCCUGGCACCAACAUUUCCAAGCCGCCAUCUCGCUCGUGCAGAAGCUCAAUCUGAACAACAGCGUGCUCGAGUCGCAUCACACCAAGUCCUUCAACAUGACCCUUACAUCCUGGAUUGACAUUCUCGGCUCAUCAAUUCAAGGUCGCGCGCCGACUUUUGCGCAUACCUACCGUGAAAAGCAUCUCUCCCCAACCAACUCAUCCCUCGGACUUCGUGAACUCAUGGGCUGCGAUGAUCGCGUCAUGUAUCUGAUCUCCGAAAUCGCGUGCUUGGAUGCGCUGAGGAAGGACGGCAUGGAUGACAUACAGCUUUGCCAACAUGUGCAUGCGCUUGGUGACCAGAUCGGUCUGACCGAGAUGGGCGAAUCGGGACCAAAGAUCCCAUUUAACGCCCACGGUGUGCUUAGCCCCAAACAACUGAGUCGCAACAUGACCGCAGCUUUCCGGAUCGCUGCCCGAAUCUACUUGUGCAGUCUUGUGCCCGGCUUUACCCCCAGCCAGGCAAGCUGUGUGGGCUUGGUAGAGAAACUCACUCAAGCGCUCGAAUUCAUUCCUUCUGGUCAGGUCGGGUUUGACCGGAGUCUCGUUUGGGUUUAUCUCAUUGGAGGAUCCGUCAGCACUGCUGGCUCCACUUUCCGCGCAUUCUUCGACGACCGCCUGAUGCAACUGGGCGACCUUGCAAACUUUGGGAGUUUUGGUCGCGUAGCUUGUCUUCUUAAGGAAGUCUGGGGACAUGUCGAUGGGCGAUUUUCUCCCGGUGGUGGUGAGGCACAUUACGUUUCCUGGAGAGACGUUAUGCAGAUGAAGGGCUGGGAUUUCUUGUUGAUCUAG
This is a messenger RNA of Venustampulla echinocandica, 2037 nucleotides long. Its product is annotated as putative Transcriptional regulatory protein pro1. The coding region runs from base 1 to 2037 and encodes 678 amino acids. The transcript is spliced from 2 exons. Gene Ontology annotation, molecular function: DNA-binding transcription factor activity, RNA polymerase II-specific; transcription cis-regulatory region binding; zinc ion binding. Gene Ontology annotation, biological process: positive regulation of transcription by RNA polymerase II. Lineage: Eukaryota; Fungi; Ascomycota; Leotiomycetes; Helotiales; Pleuroascaceae. The record is from RefSeq and is a predicted model, not a curated record. Gene Ontology annotation, cellular component: nucleus.